UUAUUUAAUCAAGGACAAGAAAUUUCGACUGCUCCCCACCAUUUCCAUUGACGUAAUACAGAAAAAUCAAUGGGAGCAUUCGCCGUUACAGCACGCGAAAACUCUCCGAUUCUACGGACUGCUAUGCUACGCGGAUAGCGAAUCAAGAAAUAAAUUCCCUUCAAUUGAUUAAUAGUAGUUUGAAUCCUCAAUAGAUACAUCUUCCUAUAGUGAGUAGAAUCUUUCAAUUAGUUCGCCGAUGAUGCAUCCAACCUUGCGCCUUUUUGUUCUGUUCGACACAAGAUAGAAAGUGCAUCGAGAUGCCUUUGGUUAUAAAUUUUGAGGUGAGGUAGCGGAGUUCUCGGAUAGUUGAACCUAUAAUUCAUUUGAAGAAACAUUCAGUUAAAAUGUGGUCUGGAGAAAACGUAGAACAAACAGCCCCUUCACGAGUAGAUGAAGACUUUGACAUUUUGUAUUUUUUCUAAUGUCGUCUGAAUGUGAUGGGAACUUUAUCAGAACCGUUGGAUUGGGAUGGACAAUGAACAACCCCACCAAGAGCUGGUAAAGUGUGUAGUGGUGGGUGACACAGCCGUUGGUAAGACUCGACUCAUUUGCGCACGCGCCUGCAACAAGCAGGUAUCUCUCUCCCAGCUUCUUUCUACUCACGUGCCCACAGUAUGGGCCAUAGAUCAGUACCGCAUCUACAAGGAUGUUCUGGAAAGAUCAUGGGAGGUUGUAGAUGGUGUCAACGUAUCAUUACGACUAUGGGAUACCUUCGGUGACCACGAAAAAGACCGAAGGUUCGCCUACGGACGAUCGGAUGUGGUUCUUUUAUGCUUCAGCAUAAACUCCCCUAUAUCUCUCAGAAACUGCCGUUUGAUGUGGUAUCCAGAAAUAAGGAAAUUUUGUCCAAGCACUCCUGUCAUACUUGUUGGAUGCAAGAAUGACUUACGUUUUAUGUAUCGUGAUGAAACCUAUCUGAGUCAUUUCAAAGAUAGAUCACCUUUCAUUAGAGCUACAAGAAAGAGUGAUUUAGUAAUGCCUGACGAAGCGAGGGAAGUUGCCAGGGAAUUUGGUGUUUAUUAUUAUGAAACCUCUGUUCUGACAUAUUAUGGCAUUAACGAGGUUUUUGAAAACGCUAUACGUAUUGCAUUGAUCGCGCGUCGUGACGCUCGUUUCUGGAUGACCAAUCUUAAAAGAGUACAAAGACCACAUUUACAAAUCCCUUAUAAACCCCCUCCUCCGGUUGAACCUGAAGUGACAGUGGCUUCUAGCGCUUUUAGUGAUCAUUUGCGUCAAUUAUGGUUAUCCAAACCCAACACGGAUAUUGUGUUAGUUUGUGAUUCCGUGGAAUUUUCUGCUCAUAAAUUCAUUUUGGCUGCCUGUAGCAGAGCUUUUUAUAAGUUACUCUCUGCGGAUUUGUUGGCACGAAGUACGAGUGAUUCAAGUAUGGUUAGCUCCUUAGGUGAUUUUGCAGACGACAUGGAAUAUCUGGUGAAGAAUGAGCAAAAAACGUACAAACGGAGAGCUAGCUGUCAGGCUUUGCCCACUGCUAGGGAUUGGGAGCAUCCGGCAUUUCAGUGCAUCAGAAAUAUACAACCUGACGGUCAAACCAUCGUUACAUUAUCAAAAUUGGUUACGCCUGCUGCUGUUCAACAAUGUUUGCAGUUUGCCUAUACAGGAACGGUUGAUAGAAGUGCACUGGAUCUACAGCAAACCAGAGAUGCUGCCGAAUUCUUAGAACUGCCUCAACUUCUUGUUCUAUUGACAAAACAUCCAUUUCUAGAUCCCGAUUAUCCGGAUCUGAAGUAUGAAUCUUAUUUGAAGCAAAGGUUCAAAGAUAUAUGCCUCGAUCAAGGCUUGUUUACCGAUGUCAUUUUCGAAUUGGAUGGGGGGUCCUAUACAGCUCAUAGAGCAAUUUUAACAGCCAGAUGUGAUGUAAUGAAAGCCAUGUUCAGUGGGGACUUCAGAGAGAGUCAAGCAAAAGUUAUAGAAUUUCCUGGAGUGAGGAAGUACACAUUCCAUAAAUUACUAUAUUUCUUAUACACGGAUGACGUUCCUCCAGUAUCUGCAGUGAGAUGCGUUAACCUACUCGAACUAGCCAAUCGUUUGUGUUUGCCAAGACUAGUUAAUUUGGUUGAGAAGAGAGUUAUCGAGGAUUUGGAGCAUAUGCCACCAAGUGAAGCAAUUGAGCAAUGCUUGAGACUUCUAGAACCUGUCAAAUUACAUAAUGGACAUCAACUGGCGGAUUGGUGUAUGAACCAUUUAUGCAUCAACUACAACAAAUUAUGCAGGAUGUCCCCUCGCAACCUUCGUUUACUACAUCCUGACAACCAAGAUUACUUGGUAGAACACCGGUGGCCCCCAGUUUGGUAUCUUAAGGACUACGAUUAUUAUCAAAAGUGUAUCAUAGAAAGGGACAAAGAACUUAAACCUUCUAUUGAAUCAAGUUCUGGAUGUUUAUGUUUCUCAAACAAAAAAUCAGAUUCUGACACAGCUUUAUCAAUUCGUCAGAAUAUCUGAUCGUUAUUAUCAAUUUGGUCCGAAAUGUUUUGAAAACUUCUACACGAAAAAAUGGAACCGUUUUUAUUGUUUCGAGAAAAGAAGGCACUGCACAGCCGCUUUACAUUGUACAUUUGAUCGGAUAUACACAUGUCCAUCAUCUUUUUUAUUACAUUAAAUAAAAAUUCGAAACCGUU
Messenger RNA from Coccinella septempunctata (seven-spotted ladybird), 2678 nucleotides. RefSeq names its product rho-related BTB domain-containing protein 2 (gene RhoBTB). Gene Ontology annotation, molecular function: protein binding; GTP binding; GTPase activity. Gene Ontology annotation, biological process: small GTPase-mediated signal transduction. Lineage: Eukaryota; Metazoa; Arthropoda; Insecta; Coleoptera; Coccinellidae. The transcript is spliced from 7 exons. Bases 511 to 2502 code for a protein of 663 amino acids. The record is from RefSeq and is a predicted model, not a curated record.